Dicentrarchus labrax (European seabass) is the source of this 4558-nucleotide messenger RNA. RefSeq names its product von Willebrand factor A domain-containing protein 7-like. The record is from RefSeq and is a predicted model, not a curated record. NCBI's taxonomy places the organism in Eukaryota, Metazoa, Chordata, Actinopteri, Moronidae. The transcript has 16 exons. The coding region runs from base 34 to 2877 and encodes 947 amino acids.
CAAGAAGUCAUCGAGACCUAAGGCUGUGCAGUGAUGUCUUCUGGACUGGCAGUGUUGUGUCUUCUGCUCCUGCAGACUGGAGCCUUCGGGUUUAUGCCAUUCCCAUCAAAGAGUCUCAGUGAGUCUGAUCACGACAUCAUUCCGCCAAACUCUGUCGAUGUGUCUCAUGUGGACAUCACUGAGAGAGCGAUCUUAAGUGUCACCUUGCAUGUGUGCCGCGCUCUAGCACAGGCUGAGGGAACAGACUUCACUUCUCCUUGGGCUUUUACUGUUUAUGCUGUUGCUGUUUCCUGUGGAGCGUCCAAAUCAUCCAAGAGCUUCGAACAAACCAUCCGCUUAAUCCAAGAAAAGAAUGGGGCUGUGGACAGAAAGAAAUUCAAGGAUCCAAACUAUCACUUUGACAAUGAGAGGUUUUUGGAGGGAAGGGAAAUAAUCACAACUGGAUUAACACUUGUGAAGAUCUUCAACAAGCUAAACAACUUUGAGCCUGCGAGAGAACUACUGGGGCAAAUCUUACACCCUUUACAGGAUUUCUACAGUCACAGCAACUGGGUGGAAAUGGGAAACAAACUUCCAAACUCCAAUCUGAUCAAAUCAAAUGCCAACAUUGGUAACAUAGCAGCUGAAGGCAGAGCAACCUGUCGCAACUGUGAUGGAGACAACUGCAAGAACAACAUUUUGGAGGAUAUCCUACGGGAAAAGAUACUGACCUCUGGAUAUUUUGACCAUAAUUGGUUUUCAGCUGUUAAACCAAAAGGAAAAUGCAGUCAUGGAGGAUUUUUUGAUGCAACAAGUGGAAUUGAACCUGAAGGUGGGAUCAACAAAGACACUUACAAAUCCGACCAUGGACACCUGCACAGGGAUGCAGCAGAUAUGGCGAUAGCUGCAACCAGCGAGCUACUAGAGGAAAUUCGACGGGAGUCUGGUGACCGACCAUUCCUACAGAUGAUGGGGAUCUCCAAAGGAUCCAGUAAAGCUCUUUGUUUCGUGAUCGACACCACAAGCAGCAUGAGGGAUGACAUAGCGACAGUGAAGGACGUCACUUCCUCUAUAAUCAACAGUAAAGUGGGAACAGAAGAUGAGCCCUCAGUUUACAUUCUCGUACCUUUCAGUGAUCCAGAUUUUGGGCCACUUACAAAGACUACAGACCCAAAUGUCUUCAAGAAAGUUAUCAAUUCACUGUCAGCAGCUGGUGGAGGAGAUUUUGCUGAAAUGAGUCUUUCGGGGCUUCAGCUGGCUUUAACUAAUGCUCCUCAUAAUUCUGAGAUCUUCUGCUUCACGGAUGCACCUGCUAAAGACAAAUUCCUGAAAAGGACUAUAAAAGCACUCAUGGAGCGAACCAAGUCAGUGGUGAACUUCAUAAUAAGUGCGAUACCAGGAGUUCGUCGACGAAGACAGAGUGCUAACGACCAACAGCAACAACCCAGUCGGAUGGCAAUAUUUGAUACCCAGCUGUACAGAGACCUGGCUCAGGCUUCAGGAGGUCAGGCUAUUGAAGUGAAGAAGAGUGAGCUCCAAGUGGCCACCAGCCUCAUAGUAGAGUCCACCAGCUCAUCUCUGGUGACUCUUCUGCAGGCAGCCAGGAGUCCAGGAAAGGCUGAAAAUUUUCCCUUCCCAGUUGACGAUUCAAUAAAAAACCUCAGAAUUUACAUCACUGCGAGGUCUGUCAGCUUUACUCUCAUCAGUCCCUCAGGUGAAUCUCAGCAAAGCUCAGACACAACAGGAUCACUGAUCACUGCAUUCAAGUUAGUGGGAAACUUCCAGACCCUGCAGCUAAAGACACAAGUGGGACUGUGGGAAAUUAAAAUGGUGUCAACGAAUGCCUACGCUCUGAAGGUUGUAGGGGAGAGUUCCAUUGACUUCCUGUUUGACUUUUUGGAGGUGUCGCAGGGCCCCUUUGGAGGUUUUUAUGUUUUGGACAAUCGUCCCAGAGUUGGUGUCAAUGGUAGUCUGAUGGUGACCGUAACUGGGAGUGACUCCGCCACGGUGACAGAAGUGAUUCUGGUUGAAUCAUCGGGGUCCGGACAGGUCAAUGGCACUGUAGAGGCUCAGGGUGGAGGAGACUUCUUAGCUCAGUUUGACAGGAUCCCAUCACAGGAGUUUGUGGUGCUUGUGAAGGGGAAGAACAGCAAUCGUUCCACCAAAGCCUCAGUGUUCUUCCAAAGGCAGUCGCCCACCAACAUCAGAGCGUCUGCUCUGACUGUUACUGUUGGGGAUUCACAGAGUGUCUUAGUACCAGGAACGCCACUAGUAGUUCCCUUCUCUGUGACGACGGGUGGUGCAGGAGGAAACUUUAGUAUCAAAGCUACCAAUGAUCAAGGUUUUACUUCAACUUUCCCAUCCAGUUUAUUCCUGGAAACUGGAGGCAGUGCUAAUGGUACAGUGAACCUCAAAGCACCGAUUAACUCCACAUCUGGUACUGCUGUAACCCUGACCAUUGAGGCCGAGGCUCCGGGAGGCACAGACGCCAACUAUGUUGUUCUGCGUUUCACUGUCCUUAGAACGGUAACUGAUUUCACUGAGCCAGUGUGUGAGCUGCUCAGUCUGCAGUCCAACUGUCCUGAAAACUGUAGCUUGUCCACGUGGAAGCUCUCUGUUCAGGUGACUGAUGGUGCUGAAGGGACGGGUGUUGACCGUGUUAGCCUCAGACAGGGCAAUGGCACCAUGAGCACCAGCCUGGCCGCUGGCAAUGAGAACAUAACGCUGGUGUCUUACAUUGCGUCUUGCUGUGCGCCUGAUAUGGAACUGCUGGUUGUGGAUCGGGCGGGUAAUGCAGGGUCCUGUUCCUACAGUUCAGCUGCUACGCAGUUGCCCCUUCUUAGCCUAAGUAUCAUGAUGUUAGGGCUCCAUAUACUGACAAAACUGUGCAUCCAGUGAGUCCAUGUCAAAGUUGAAAAUAGUUAAAGCUGCAUUCAUCUAUUAUUUUAGCAUUGAAUUGACUGUGUUUACUGUGCACCCACAACAUGUAGCUGUUUAUGCUCAAUGUAGGUUUAUUCUUAACAACAUUUGCAGCAACUAUUUUCAGGAAAGCUCUGAUGAACCCACUUUAUGCUACAGUUGCAACCUGACCACAAACUCAGUUACUGGUCAUGUAUAGGGUCAGGUUAGUUUUGUUAUUUGUGUGAAGUUUCAGGUUCGGGUCAGUCUUGGGUUGGAUUAUUUUCAAAUGUAACUUAAAAAAGAAAAAUUUCCUUUUCUUCUCUCUCUGACUUUACUGAUCAUCUGCAUCGAUGUUUUGCAAGUAGAUACCCAAUUCCCCACUGGGAAGCCGGAAGAUACACAGUACAGCCAAUUAACUUUAUUAGCCUGGCGAGCUGGAGGCCAGUAAUAAAAUUAAAUAAAGCAAAAACUUGCAAAUGGGAGCUUCUUCAAAUGUCUGUGAUUCAGGGAAGGGCAGGCCAUUGGAUUCUGAGAAAUAUCCCGUUAUUGUAACAACAGCGGAAGAACCUCUAACUUUUCUCCACAACUCCAACUGUUAAGAAGCAUCACGAUCAUCCCCAUACAAAGUUUUGUUUUUCAUUCCAACUAUUUGGACUGUUGUUGAGUUCAGCCAAGAAAGACUUUUUUACUUUUCCAGCCACAUAAAGCUGCAGAUGCGAGGCUCCCCUUUACCACAUAUUGAGGUUUUCUAUCUAAUACAAAGGCAGAAAGAAGAAGUUACAUAUUUUUUGUGAGAAAGCCUUUUCAAAGCAUAGGAGGAAAUAAUAUACAUUAUAUCCUCGGGUCUUAAAUUCAGCAGGACCAGGCAGGGUUUGUACUGGACAAACUGUGCGCUACCUACCAAGUAUUAAACAGGUUUGUAACACAACCUCAGUGUGAAAAGAUAUAUCAUGAGACCAUCUAGAUUGACUUUUUCUUUGUCAUGCAGGUUACUUCAGGACCCUGACCUGUUCACACUGGGAUCUGAUAUGGGCCUAAUUUUAAAAGUAAUGUGAGCAGCCAACUAAAAAAAUCUGAUCUGAGAAAUGAAUCAAAAUUGAGCAAAAUGUAAAUAUUUUACACAGACUCUUGCAACAACAUGGAUGCAGAAAGUAUAAACUGGGUUAAAGUAGACAAUUGUUUGCUGAUUUAUUAUCCAUAUAAACUUAAUGAAGUUGUGUUGGGGCUUUGUUUCUCUCAGCUUUCUUUGGAUUUCAUCUGCCCCCUGGUGGCCAAAAUCAAUUAAUGCAGCCUUACACCUCAAACAAAUAUUCUGGCUAUGUGCAUACUGGUGCCAGCGAGUUAUAUUACUGGUGUUAUGAAGGUAUUUUGAUCUCUGAAAGAGGGAGCCUGAUGCAUUUUGUGCUCUGCCUUCUGUUCAGUGAAUGUAUUCCUUUCUGUGAGCCAACCUAAAUCCUAACAUUUAACAGAGAAAUCCAGCAAGUGAUCAUUUGUCAUCACGAAAUAAACAGACAAACACUGUUUUUAUUGUUGUCAUAAUGUGUCUAGUGUAUAAUACUUUACAGAACAUAUUUUUUCAAAAACAUUUCUCCUGUUUUCUGUAUUACUAUGUACAUUUUUGGAAUGUUUUAGGGACACUGGUUUAAAUAAACUGAGCAGUUAUGGUCUGACAUGGAAA